Molecule: messenger RNA, 1869 nt
Organism: Myxocyprinus asiaticus (Chinese sucker)
Lineage: Eukaryota; Metazoa; Chordata; Actinopteri; Cypriniformes; Catostomidae
Product: protein phosphatase 1 regulatory subunit 27-like
Exons: 3
Coding region: 268-954 (228 amino acids)
Molecular function (GO): phosphatase binding
Source: RefSeq, a predicted model, not a curated record
GACUGGGGUGGACAGUGUGCAAUAAAGUACGCAACAAAAAGAUCCCACAAAAAGGAACAGUUGCCUCUAGAAAAGUGAAAAUUAUUCCAGACUUAAAGCGGACUGUGGCUGUUCGAAAGCUACUGAAGAAAGUGUAACCCCCAAAGGUUCAAGACACCAAAUAAGGAUUUUUCCCUUUCGUGGAGAUCGACUGGAGUCUUUUAAUUUCUUUGUCCUCCUCUUCAGCCCAGAGCCGAGAGGGGAGGCAAAGCUGCGGCAUCUGCGGGAAUGAAGUACAGCUACCAGUACCCGGUGUCACAGUACACCCGCUCUAACACACACUCACACAACACUGCCACUCAUUACACACCUUCACUCUACUCCAGCAGCUCGUACUCACCCAGCUACUACAGUUCCACCAAGUACAGCCCAACUACACUCAAUACUCCAACAUACUACACCCCUCCGGCUUACACACCUGCGUACAAUCCCACCUCCACUUACACAUCAGUCUACAGCAAGGCAUCAAGGCAGAACAGCUCUCCCAGGACAACUGUACAGUAUACUCCUACUGUAGCUCUCAAGCCCGCCCGGUCCGUGCGCUUCACGAACGAUGUCGUCUUCCAGGAUUUAAUCCGGCAUAGUGAGCUGGAACAGAUCGGUCGAUUUAUGAGGGCGAGGAAAGUGCGUCUGGACACCAUCUUCCAUUCUGGAAUGGCAGCACUCCAUGAAGCCGUGCUCUCAGGGAACUUGGAGUGUGUGAAGCUCUUGAUAAAGUAUGGAGCUGAUGUUCAUCAGAGGGAUGAGAAUGGCUGGACACCACUGCACAUUGCGUGCAGUGAUGAAUUCCCUGAGAUUGCACGGUACCUUCUCUCUCUGGGCGCCAGUGUGGAGGCAGAGAAUGAAAAUGGGGAGAAACCAGCAGACCUCAUUGACCCCGCCUGCAAAGAACUGGUCAAACUGUUUGAAGGCUGACCGGCAGAAAAACUUGAAGAAAAAAAAAAAAGCCAGCUUUAAAAGGACAUUCAAAUCACUCUUUUGAGUUUAUAAUUUUGUGUGGUUAAAUGUUCUCCUGAACAAUACAUGUAUGUUCUUAUUUUUGCUUCUUUUUUGAUACAUGGACUUCAAUAUGCAGUAUAAGGCUACAUAUGGACACUAAACCAUCCGAGAUAGUUUUUUAAAAUCAGCGUGAAUCACUGUGUGCAACACAUUUUACUUUAGUAAUCUGAUGUAUUUCUGAGUGAAACAGGAAAACAAUUGUAGGAUGGGACGUUAGGAUUUUAUCCAUUAGGAAUUGAUUGGAUUGUGAAAAGAGGAUGUUACAUAAAAGAAUGGAGCCAGGUUGUUGGAGAGGAUGGAGGGUCUGAGAAUUAAGAGGGAUUUGUUUUGAAGAUGGCAAGCAAGUUAUUUUGAGAAAAGGUUACAAUGACAAAAAUACUUUUUCUUGGUUGUGUCAUUUUUCACCUGUGUUCAUUUUCUCUUUGGUUUCACUGCAGUGUUUAUCAUAUACCAGGGGUCCCCUUGACAUGCUCCCAAUUUAUAUUAUUGUCACAAUUCUGUGUAGAAUAGAAAAGUGAUCAGUUAUGUGACAAGUGAUACAAUCCUGUUAAUGCAAAAUAAUGCUUGAUGGGUAACGCUCAUACCCGAAUGGAACAAUGCAUGUUGGUGACGUGUUUACACAGACACAGUUUGGCACAACUUUGUGUUUCCCAUCUGCUGGGCAGCAGGAGAGCACAUUGCAAAGACAAUCUGCCAUCAGAUUUACAUUUGAAGAAAGACUGAGUUGAGAGGGAAGAUGAAAGUGAAGGCACUACUGACAUUUUGAAUGUCUCUUGUUAAAGUCUUAUCUUUCAAUUAUUUUUUAUUUUUAUUUUAUUUUUUCAUAAAUAA